Molecule: messenger RNA, 937 nt
Organism: Zingiber officinale
Lineage: Eukaryota; Viridiplantae; Streptophyta; Magnoliopsida; Zingiberales; Zingiberaceae
Exons: 4
Coding region: 156-728 (190 amino acids)
Molecular function (GO): ureidoglycolate hydrolase activity
Source: RefSeq, a predicted model, not a curated record
AGAAUAUUGUAUAAAAUUUAUGUUUUAAAAAUAAAAUAUCAGCAUGAGAUAGCACGUGCUCGCACGCGCAACACCAGGUAAUUUCGAUCUCCUCGUCUCCCAUCACUCGCUUCCGCCUCCGUUCCUCCCUGUGCUCCUGCUCGAAGAGAUCGAAGAUGUCUACUUUAUCGCCGUCUUCGCCCACGAUCAUCACGCUGAAGCCCAUCGAGGCGACUCCGGAGAGCUUCGCCCCCUUCGGCCAGGUUAUUCCCGCUUCAUCCGAUAGAGAUAGAUUCGGCCCUCAGGACGCGCAGUUGGAGCUCCAUCGCGGCGUUCCCAGGUUAUACAUCAUGAAACUAGAAGAUCGACAUCUUAAAUUUGCUUCCAUCACUCAUCAUGCAAGCGUUACACAGUGUCUUGGCUCUAUUGGUGGUGACGAGUGGUAUCUAGGCAUUGCUAAGCCAUCUAUACUGAAGGAAAGUGAAAUUGGAAAUGAGGAUGGAAGAAAACCUAUUAAGGCUCUCUGUGGACAUUACUACAUUCCCCCUAAUCCUAAUGAAGUUUGUGUUUUCCGAUUUUCUGGUCCUAAAUUUGUGAAACUUAAUGUUGGGACAUGGCACGCAGGGCCCUUGUUCAAGAAGAGGACAAUGGACUUUUACAAUCUUGAGCUAAGUGACACAAAUAUUUUGGAUCACACAACACAUAAUUUUCGGAAGAACGAUAACGUGGUAUUCGAGAUUGAAGAUUGAGGAGUUUUUUUUCAUGGAGUACUACUUUGUAAGUCCCAUUAUCUGUGUGAUAUAUUCUAUCAAUUUUUGUAAUGAAACAAAAUUCAAAUUUUGACUCGAUAGUGUUUCAAUUUUUGUAAUGAAACAUAAAUAUUUACACCCUAGUCUGUAUGUCAUAAUUUUAGUAUUGAUACAAUUUUUGUAGGAAACAAAGUUUUUUUUGACUUUUA